Pungitius pungitius (ninespine stickleback) is the source of this 3906-nucleotide messenger RNA. It is a transcript of the gene ap3b1a, whose product is annotated as adaptor related protein complex 3 subunit beta 1a. Gene Ontology annotation, biological process: intracellular protein transport; anterograde synaptic vesicle transport; vesicle-mediated transport. Gene Ontology annotation, cellular component: membrane coat; AP-3 adaptor complex. The record is from RefSeq and is a predicted model, not a curated record. NCBI's taxonomy places the organism in Eukaryota, Metazoa, Chordata, Actinopteri, Perciformes, Gasterosteidae.
AGAGAGACUGAGUCACCAUCACAGCCCGAGAGGCUCGGUGAGACAUCUGCGUUUCCAGAGGGGAGAUCUCAACGUACGGGAAGAUGAGAGCAGCGACUUAGCGACAGGCGACAAACAUCUGCUUCAGAUGUUUCGGAGGCAACGUGGGAGAGAGAGAGAGCGAGAGAGAGAGAGAGAGCACUUCCCUCAAGCAGGAGUAUGACAUGCCAUUAGCGCAGCUGUCUGGGCAUCUUGUGACUCUUUUUCUUUUUCGCCCAAGAGGAGAAGAAGGCAGCAGUGAAUGACGGGCAGGAAGCCGCUGUUUUCCCUCUCUCCCCCCCAGCGGCGACGGCUUUCUCAAGAAGAACUGAGUCGAGAAGACAACUUGUAAAUAAGAGCCGAGAGAACAGGGCACACAGCCUGACGGAAAGUAAUUAUCUGUUUCACUCUUGAGUUCCUCCAAGUACGGCCAGUGGGGUUUGUGGACUCUAUUCUUGAGACAGCUCUCACACACACACACACACACACACCGCGUGGAGGAAGGCCGGCAUGGAUGUCGGUUUCUGUCUGCGCUCGGAGGCGGCGGGAGCCAUGAGGACGGCGAUGAUGUCCGCCGAGAACUUACAGCUCACUCUGAAGACUGAGCCGAGUCAGGAAGAGCGGGCCCUCACGCGCACCAAGAGGGGCCCCGAGGAGACUCACAAAGACGGGAAUGAAGACCUCAAAGAGAUGCUGGAGAGCAACAAGGAGUCGCUCAAACUGGAGGCCAUGAAGAGGGUGGUCGGGCUGAUCGCCAAAGGGAAGAAUGCGUCCGAGCUGUUUCCUGCUGUAGUGAAGAACGUGGCGAGUAAGAACAUCGAGCUGAAGAAGCUGGUGUACGUGUACCUGGUGAGGUACGCAGAGGAGCAGCAAGACCUGGCGUUGCUGUCCAUCAGCACCUUCCAGCGGGCCCUCAAGGAGCCCAACCAGUUCAUCCGGGCCAGCGCACUGAGGGUCCUGUCCAGCAUCCGGGUGCCCAUCAUCGUCCCCAUCAUGAUGCUGGCCAUCAAGGAGGCGGCGGCCGACAUGUCGCCGUACGUCAGGAAGACGUCGGCCCACGCCAUCCAGAAGCUCUACAGCCUGGAUCCCGACCAGAAGGAGCAGCUGAUCGAAGUGAUAGAGAAACUCCUGAAAGACAAAAGCACGCUGGUGGCCGGCAGCGUGGUGGUGGCCUUCGAGGAGGUGUGUCCCGAUCGCAUCGACCUGAUCCACAAGAACUACCGGAAGCUGUGCAACCUGCUGGUGGACGUGGAGGAGUGGGGCCAGGUGGUCAUCAUCUCCAUGCUGACCCGCUACGCCAGGACGCAGUUCACCAGCCCCUGGAAGGAGGGCGCCUCGUUCGACGAGAACAACGAGAAGGAGUUCUACGCCUCCGACUCGGAGGAGAAGAGCGCGCGGACGGAGGCGGAGGCCUACGUCAUGGAUCCGGACCACCGGCUGCUGCUCAGGAACACGAAGCCUCUGCUGCAGAGCAGGAACACGGCCGUGGUGAUGUCUGUCGCUCAGCUCUACUGGCAUUUGGCUCCGAGGCACGAAGUCCACCUCGUCACCAAGUCACUGGUCCGACUGCUCCGGAGCCACAGGGAGGUGCAGUACAUCGUGCUCCAGAACAUCGCCACCAUGUCCAUUCAGAGGAAGGGGAUAUUUGAGCCCUACAUGAAGAGUUUCUACGUGAGAUCUACGGACGCUACGCACAUCAAGACGCUGAAGCUGGAGAUCCUGACCAACCUGGCCAAUGAAGCCAACAUCUCCACCAUCCUGAGGGAGUUUCAGACUUACGUGAAGAGCCAGGACAAGGCGUUCGCCGCGGCCACCAUUCAGGCCAUCGGCCGCUGCGCCACCAACAUCUCCGAGGUGACGGACACGUGCCUCAACGGCCUGGUGCUGCUGCUGUCCAACAGAGACGAGACGGUGGUGGCAGAGAGCGUGGUGGUGAUCAAGAAGCUGCUGCAGACUCAGCCCACCCAGCACAGCGAGAUCAUCAAGCACAUGGCCAAGCUGUUUGACAACAUCACCGUGUCCAUGGCCCGGGCCAGCAUCCUGUGGCUGAUGGGCGAGUACUGCGACAGGGUCCCGAAGAUUGCACCCGACGUACUGCGCAAGAUGGCCAAGUCCUUCACGGCAGAGGAGGACAUCGUCAAGCUGCAGACGGUCAACCUGGCGGCCAAACUCUACCUGACCAACUCCAAGCAGACUAAGCUGCUGACCCAGUACAUCCUGAACCUCGGCAAAUACGACCAGAGCUACGACAUCAGAGACCGAACCCGCUUCAUCAGGCAGCUCAUCGUGCCCAACGAGAAGAGCGGCGCCCUCAACAAGUACGCACGCCGCAUCCUGCUGGCCCCCAAGCCGGCCCCCGUGCUGGAGUCCGCCUUCAAAGACCGGGACCGCUACCAGCUGGGCACGCUCUCCCACAGCCUCAACAGCAAAGCCAGCGGGUACCAGGAGCUCUCCGACUGGCCGGCCAUUGCUCCCGACCAGUCCGUGAGGAACGUGGAGGUCAUUGAGCCAGUGCAAGAGUGGGCGCCGUCAGUCGGAAAGACCAAGAAACCCAAAUCCGAUGACAAGUUUUACUCUGACAACGAAGAGGAGAAAGCAGAGGAAGAGUCUGCGAGCAGUGAGGGAAGCAGCAGCAGCAGCAGCGAAGAGUCGAGCAGUGAGAGCGAGGAGCAAAGCAGCGAGGAAUCGGACGAGACCUCCAGCGACUCUGGAAAGAGCUCCAGUGGAUCCGAGGAGAGCUCCAGCGGAUCAGAAUCCCAACGGAAGAAGAAGAAGAAGACGACCAAGAAGGCGCCGCAGAAGAAAAGCAAGACGGCCGCUGCUUCCAGUGACUCGGAUGAAAACGGAAACGGACCCGUAGCCAAAGACAGCAGCUCGUCAGAUGAAAGCUCCUCCGGCUCUGAGGACGACUCCGACUCGGACGCCGCCCCCACGACGGGGCAGAAGAAGAAGAGCGACGCAAAGUCCCGCCCUAAGGUGGAAGUGAAGUCCAAGGUGGAAGUUUCCUUACUGGAUCUAGUUGACUUUUCUCCUGCACCCACAAACGCACCCGCGGGUCCGGUCCUCUCCCGGUCCCUUCUGUCCGACCUGGAGGGCCUGUCCCUGUCCAACACCUCCUCCACCAUGCAGGUCACCGCUCCGUCCUUUGGGCCCGUGAAGACCUACGAGCUGCUUCACCACAUGACCGGAAAAGGUCUGUCCGCCAAGUACCACUUCCCCAGGCAGCCGUGUCUGCACCAGCCCGGCAUGGUGGCCGUCCAGGUCACGCUGAGCAACGGCUCGGACCGCAGCCUGGAGGAGAUCCACGUGGGGGACCGCAGCCCGGCGAGCCCCAGCAUGCACUGCUUCAACACCAUCGAGCGCCUGGAACCGGAGGCCUCGGUGACGGUUUCCAUGGGUAUUGACUUCAGCGACUCGACACAAGCGGCCAACUUCCAGCUGUGCACCAAGGAGGACGGCUUCAGCGUGUCCAUCCAGCCGGCGGUGGGCGAGCUGCUGAUGCCGAGCAGCUUGAGCGAGCAGGACUUCAGUCGGGAGCAAGGUAAGCUCCUGGGCAUGAACGAGACCUCGGCAACCGUCACCAUGGCAACAGCAAGCUCCUCCAGCCAGGCCGUCAAGCAGAGGGUCCUGUCGGUGGCCAACGUGGGAGUGGUUCCCUCCGGCCAGGAUGGCUCCCACAGGUGAAUCUUCAUGUUCUUAUUAUGAUUCAUACUAUUAUAUUUAUUUAUUGCUUAUUUCCCCACACUACAAUUAAUUUGAUCAUGUUUUCAUGUUCGCCAAUUGAUGCUCUGAAGUCGCUGUGACCUUAAAGUCUCUCAUUUCACACAGAAACGACCAAUAAGGUGAGCUGAUGGUCGGUGGAUCAUGGGGUGCUAAUCCUCGCUUCUU